Aspergillus versicolor CBS 583.65 is the source of this 1763-nucleotide messenger RNA. RefSeq names its product amidase. The coding region runs from base 52 to 1686 and encodes 544 amino acids. The record is from RefSeq and is a predicted model, not a curated record. The transcript is spliced from 5 exons. NCBI's taxonomy places the organism in Eukaryota, Fungi, Ascomycota, Eurotiomycetes, Eurotiales, Aspergillaceae.
ACUAGACCGGUUUAGAAAUUCAGUGGAAGAGCAAAAUACAAAUAUUCAGUUAUGGAAACAACGAACUCGACCUGGGAGGGCAUUUCAAAGGCCAAACGCGAAGAACUUGGGGCUUCUAUUCCUGCGGAAUGGAUCAUCCCUCAGGAGAUCAUGCCCUCUCAAACCCGGCGUGACGUGACGACUUUCCCAGCCCAGUCAGGAUGGUUUACGAAGCGAGAGCUCACUAUUCUCUCCACCAACGCCGUUGAAACUGUAGGGCGACUUUCGAGCGGCGUAUGGACGUCUGAAGAAGUGACGCGAGCGUUUUGCAAGGCCGCCGCCGCCGCACAUCAACUGACGAACUGCCUAUCGGAGAUCUUUUUCGACGAGGCGAUUGCGCGUGCCAAAGAGUGUGAUGCGUAUCUUCGCAUGCAUGGAAAACCCAAGGGUCCAUUCCACGGUCUACCUAUUUCUAUAAAAGAUAACUUCAACAUCGUCGGCAAGGACUCGAGCAUCGGUAUAGCGUCGCUAGUAAAUAAGCCUGCUACUUACAACAGCACUAUUAUUGACAUCAUCCUGGAAUCAGGUGCAGUGCUAUACGUCAAGACAAAUGUUCCGACGGCUGUGAUGCUGCCUGAGACGGUCAACAACGUGUUUGGGCGAACGGUGAAUCCACUCAACAGGUCUCUCACACCCGGCGGAUCAUCAGGAGGCGAGGCAGCGCUGAUUGCCUUUGGUGCGAGUCGAAUCGGACUGGGGUCUGACAUAGGAGGAUCCCUCCGUAUCCCAGCCGCGUGUACUGGACUUUUCACAAUCCGCCCUUCAGCUGGGAGGUUCCCACACUGUCGAGCCCGCUCCGGCCUGACCGGGCAGGAGGCCGUGAUGAGUGUAAACGGCCCACUGGCCAGAACACUGGAGGAAGUCAUAUUCUACUCUAAAGCAAUUAUAGACCAGCAACCGUGGCUGCAAGACCCGAAAUGCCUUCCCAUCCCGUGGAGACCGGUCGUGGCAAAGAAAUAUCUAAAGCUCGCUGUGUUCUGGAACGAUGGUAUAGUCACCCCGACACCGCCCGUCGCGCGUGCCCUCAGAGAGACUGUUAGCAAGCUUCGAGCCGCUGGGCAUGAGAUCGUGGAGUGGGACCCGGUGGAACAUGAGAAGAUUAAUAGACUCCUACGCCGACUGUUUGUUGCUGACGGGGCCAAGUCGAUUCGCGGGCUGCUUGAACCAACGAAUGAGCCAUUCCGACCAGAGAUGCGGGCAUAUCAGGACUCUGUUGAGCUGGGUGUCCAUGAGAUGUGGAAUAUCCAGGCUACGAGAAGCGACCUGCAGAAGCGGUACCUCGACCAGUGGAAUGCGAUUGAAGGACUUGACGGGCUUAUAUGCCCGACCUCUCCGUGGUGUGCUCCCAAGCAUGGCAAGUUCAUCUACGGCGGAUACACUGGCGUCUAUAACCUCCUUGAUUACUCGGCGACCUCCUUCCCAUGCGGCGUCGAUGCCGAUGCGAAGACGGAUGCAGCGUACUGUGACCAUCGCCCGCUGAGUGAGAUGGAUAAACAAGUACAAAGCAAUUACGAUGCCAACAUGGUGGAUGGAAUGCCCGUGAGCCUGCAGCUCGUCGCGCGCCGGCUGGAAGAAGAGAAGGUCUUGAUGAUGACGGAUGUAGUGAUGCAUGCCCUACAGCCUGGUAAUUACCGUAGCAGGUUAUAGUAUGUACUUGGGUUAGUACAGCAUAUUUCAACAAGGUGAUCUAAAGCGUUUGAAGUAGUAAUGUCCACUGUGUAUGC